AUGGGUAAGGAAGAGCGUUCCCACAUCAACAUUGUCGUUAUCGGCCACGUCGAUUCCGGCAAGUCCACCACCACCGGUCACUUGAUCUACAAGUGUGGUGGUAUUGACCAGCGUACCAUCGAGAAGUUCGAGAAGGAGGCUGCUGAGCUCGGAAAGGGUUCCUUCAAGUAUGCCUGGGUUCUUGACAAACUCAAGGCUGAGCGUGAGCGUGGUAUCACCAUCGAUAUCGCUCUCUGGAAGUUCCAGACCCAGAAGUUCGAGGUCACCGUCAUUGAUGCCCCCGGUCACCGUGAUUUCAUCAAGAACAUGAUCACUGGUACUUCCCAGGCUGAUUGCGCCAUUCUCAUCAUUGCCUCCGGUACCGGUGAGUUCGAGGCUGGUAUCUCCAAGGAUGGCCAGACCCGUGAGCACGCUCUGCUUGCUUUCACCCUCGGUGUCCGCCAGCUCAUUGUUGCCCUCAACAAGAUGGACACCUGCAAGUGGUCCCAGGACCGUUACAACGAGAUUGUCAAGGAGACCUCCGGCUUCAUCAAGAAGGUCGGAUACAACCCCAAGGGUGUCCCCUUCGUCCCCAUCUCCGGUUUCAACGGUGACAACAUGCUUGAGGUUUCCGAGAACUGCCCCUGGUACAAGGGUUGGGAGAAGGAGGGCAAGUCCGGCAAGCGUCCCGUCGGCAAGCCCCUCCGUCUGCCCCUCCAGGAUGUUUACAAGAUCUCCGGUAUUGGCACGGUUCCCGUCGGUCGUGUCGAGACCGGUAAGAUCGUCCCCGGUAUGAUCGUCACCUUCGCUCCCGCCAACGUCACCACUGAGGUCAAGUCCGUCGAGAUGCACCACCAGCAGCUCAAGGAGGGUGUCCCCGGUGACAACGUCGGCUUCAACGUCAAGAACGUCUCCGUCAAGGAGGUUCGCCGUGGUAACGUUGCCGGUGACUCCAAGAACGACCCCCCCAUGGGCUGUGCUUCCUUCAACGCCCAGGUCAUUGUCCUGAACCACCCCGGUCAGGUCGGCGCUGGAUACGCACCCGUUCUGGAUUGCCACACCGCUCACAUUGCUUGCAAGUUCUCUGAGCUCCUCGAGAAGAUCGAUCGCCGUACCGGUAAGUCCGUUGAGGACUCUCCCAAGUUCAUCAAGUCCGGUGAUGCCGCUAUCGUCAAGAUGGUUCCCUCCAAGCCCAUGUGUGUCGAGCCCUUCACUGAGUACCCUCCCCUCGGUCGUUUCGCCGUCCGUGACAUGCGUCAGACCGUUGCUGUCGGUGUCAUCAAGUCCGUCGAGAAGUCCGCUGGUGGUGCCGGUAAGGUCACCAAGGCCGCCACCAAGGCUGGCAAGAAAUAA
Penicillium pulvis is the source of this 1332-nucleotide messenger RNA. RefSeq names its product translation elongation factor EF-1 alpha. The transcript has 5 exons. The record is from RefSeq and is a predicted model, not a curated record. Bases 1 to 1332 code for a protein of 443 amino acids. Lineage: Eukaryota; Fungi; Ascomycota; Eurotiomycetes; Eurotiales; Aspergillaceae. Gene Ontology annotation, biological process: translation; translational elongation. Gene Ontology annotation, molecular function: GTPase activity; translation elongation factor activity; GTP binding.